AUGGCAUCGCGGGCUCUGGCUCUGGCUCUGGUCCUGGCGUUGUGGGGCUGGGUGCCUGGUCCUGCGGGGGCCGAGGACGCCAUGGGCCCUCACGCAGCCGUCCGCCUGGCGGAGUUGCUGACCCCGGAGGAGUGCGGCCAUUUCCGGUCACUCCUGGAGGCUCCUGAGCCUGACGUCGAGGCCGAGCUGGCCAGACUGUCUGAGGACCGGCUGGCGCGGGCCGACCGGCUGGAGCCCAUGGAGUCGUCGGAGUCGCGGGGUCGGCGGCGGCGGCGGCGGCGGCGGCAGGUGGAGGAGGACUCGGCGGGCCAGCCAGCAGAGCCCGAGGAGGUCUCGGACGGCUGCCGGGAGGCGCUGGCGGACUGGCUGGCUGCCGAGGCCCCGUCCCUGUCUUGGGACCGCGUGGCCCGGGCUCUGCGGCGCAGUGGCCGGCCGGACGUGGCCCGGGAGCUGGGCAAGAGCCUCCACCAGCAGGCGACGCUGCAGCUGCGCAAGUUCGGGGAGCGCUACCUGCCGCCGUCAGGCGCCGCCGCCCCAGCCGCCGCCCCAGGGCCCCCGGCCCCGCGCUCCCGCCGCGCCUCGGUCCCCGAGCUCAACUGGGACAAGUUGGAGCUGAUCGUGGAGCGACUGCCGCAGCCCCCGUACGAGCGGAGCCCCACCGGCUGGGCCGGGCCGCUGGUGCUCGGCCUCCUCACCGGAUUCGUGGGGGCUCUGGGCACCGGGGCGCUGCUCAUUCUGCUCACGCUGUGGAUCACGGGCGGCGGCAGCGACGGCGACGGGGCGCGGCCUGGCUGCCCCAGCCCGCCCACCACUCCCGAGGCGCACGGACCGUGGGAAACAAAGUGGCUUCUGGGCUUAGAGCACCUGGGGCCUAGGCCCCAUCAGCCUGGGCCUCAGUGCCCCUAG
This is a messenger RNA of Loxodonta africana (African savanna elephant), 906 nucleotides long. It is a transcript of the gene TMDD1, whose product is annotated as transmembrane and death domain 1. The transcript has a single exon. The coding region runs from base 1 to 906 and encodes 301 amino acids. Gene Ontology annotation, molecular function: protein binding. Gene Ontology annotation, biological process: signal transduction. NCBI's taxonomy places the organism in Eukaryota, Metazoa, Chordata, Mammalia, Proboscidea, Elephantidae. The record is from RefSeq and is a predicted model, not a curated record.